This is a messenger RNA of Ctenocephalides felis (cat flea), 840 nucleotides long. RefSeq names its product neural proliferation differentiation and control protein 1-like. The record is from RefSeq and is a predicted model, not a curated record. NCBI's taxonomy places the organism in Eukaryota, Metazoa, Arthropoda, Insecta, Siphonaptera, Pulicidae. The transcript has 5 exons. Gene Ontology annotation, cellular component: membrane. Bases 1 to 840 code for a protein of 279 amino acids.
AUGUCCAAAUUUAGUCAUCACCGAGAUGCAACACAAGCAGUGGCACAAAAUGAUGAACACGUCGAACACGAGAACGAAAAGGAAACUACUGCGGAUAAGAAGUUAGACGGGCCGGAGUUUACGUAUAAUUUACCAGCUCUGGGGUCACAUCAGAUAAGGGAUAAGGAACCACCGUUUGCUGUCGGCCCUAAUGAUCCCAGGUACUACGGAGAGGAGGUGCACAAUUCGAAAGUUGGCGGAAAUGAUGACCAACCAUUAGACCUGAAUUCCAAAUUCGAACCAUUCUCCGAUUACUCUCUUUUCGACCAAGGCGUUAAAAUGACAAAACUGAUCCGAAAAAGGCCCUUGGAAGACGAUGGUCCAACCCUGUAUGUUGUAGCAAUGGUAGCCGGUAUAAGUGCAGCAGCUACCGUUGGACUGGUAGCUUUCGGUAUCGGAUGGUUACAAAAACGGUCCAAGUUGGCCCAAGAUGCAGAAUAUCCGGCGUACGGCGUCACAGGGCCAAAUGUUAAAGACCCGAAUCAGGGUGGGCCUUUGCAAAGUCCUGCUUCAUUAAAUUUAGCUGAUAAACGACUGGCCCAAAGUGCGCAGCUGUAUCAUUAUCAUCAUCAGAAACAGCAGAUUUUGGCCAUGGAGAAUCGUUUAGAACCAUCACAAGUUCAUAACCAAUCUGAUCCUGAAAGUGAUGAAGAAAACGAUGAAGGAGAUUACACAGUAUACGAGUGCCCAGGACUGGCUUCUACUGGUGAAAUGGAAGUAAAGAACCCAAUGUUCUUAGACGAACCAACCCCUGCGACACCAAACGAACAAAAUAAAAGUUCUCCGAAAGAUAAAAAUUGA